Sinocyclocheilus grahami is the source of this 330-nucleotide messenger RNA. RefSeq names its product mucolipin-2-like. Gene Ontology annotation, cellular component: membrane. The annotation marks the transcript as partial. The transcript has 2 exons. Lineage: Eukaryota; Metazoa; Chordata; Actinopteri; Cypriniformes; Cyprinidae. The record is from RefSeq and is a predicted model, not a curated record. Gene Ontology annotation, molecular function: NAADP-sensitive calcium-release channel activity.
UCCACAUCCAUGGCCACUGAUCCCAUGGCAGAGGAAAUACUGAGAGAUGACUUGAGGUUUUACUUCAUGAGCCCUUGUGAGAAGUACAGAACCCGGCGACAGUUACCAUGGAAAUUAGCAGUGCAAAUUUUGAAAAUAUUCAUGAUUACACUUCAGCUCAUACUGUUUGGGCUGAAUAAUCAGCUUGUGGUGUCCUACAAGGAGGAGAACCUCAUGGCCUUUAAGAGUUUGUUUCUGAAGGGCUACAGUGGUGUGGAUGAGGAUGACUACAGUAUUGCUGUCUAUACCAAACAGAGUGUAUAUGAUAGUUUACACUAUGUUAUAGAUCAG